ACGGGACAAAAUUUACUCUUCGUCUGUUGUUUCUAAUUUGCAUUAAAUGUUAAUCUCGUCACUUUAAUGGCAGUGUCCAGCUGCAAAUGUUUUGUAUAUACAUUUGUUAUAUUUUAUACUUAAUUUAAUUUAAAUAAUUUAUAAAAUGAGCGGCGACGGUAAUGAUGAAUCAUGGUUAUCAAGUUGGGAGCAACAGUGCUCCGAAUCCAUCGAAGAACAACCCGAUUACGAACCACUACUCAUUACAGACACAAAUAAUUCUCACGGAAAGAUAUGGUCUGCGUUUCAAGAUUCAGCAACGUCGGUAGCACAGUUGUAUCGAGAUCGUUUCACGAGUGAUCCUGCGGCUCUUUGGCUCCCAUUUCAAGUAGCAGCUGGCACUGUCACGACACUUUACAAAGAGGCUAGUGAAAGUUUACGAAGGACAACAGAGUUAGCGAUACAAUGCGGAUAUCAGAAACGUAAUAGGGAAUUAUUAAGUUGGGUGAAAAAGAGACGGCGGAAUAUACGAAGGGAAGACUUACUUGCUUACAUCUCAGGAAAACCUUUGCCUCUCAGGUCUACGACCCAUUACACUCAUAGGGGUUCGCCGAGACAUCGGAAUAUAUCACCGCCGCCCGGCGUCGCCCCGCCGGCGUCGUUCGGCAGCGACGCCGACCUACACACGUUUAGGGAGGCCCUAGCACGAUCGCCGAUAUCACGCCUACCUCUUAGUACCGAUCUAUGUGCUUUCAUAACGGGUGAAAUAGAUAGGAACGGUAAACGAGCGCCCAGCCCUUCCGACGUUCCAAUGAGCAGCCCUUCCCACCACAAAAGACCUAGGUAUAUGUGAGAUAAGACGUUUGUUUCAAUUUCGCCAUCGGUGGUGUUUGUAUUUCAACUGUGAAUAUAGUUAUAGCUAUUGUAUAAUCAUCAUCAAGCA
Photinus pyralis (common eastern firefly) is the source of this 922-nucleotide messenger RNA. RefSeq names its product UPF0472 protein C16orf72 homolog. Lineage: Eukaryota; Metazoa; Arthropoda; Insecta; Coleoptera; Lampyridae. The coding region runs from base 146 to 832 and encodes 228 amino acids. The transcript is spliced from 4 exons. The record is from RefSeq and is a predicted model, not a curated record.